Molecule: messenger RNA, 2109 nt
Organism: Varroa destructor (honeybee mite)
Lineage: Eukaryota; Metazoa; Arthropoda; Arachnida; Mesostigmata; Varroidae
Source: RefSeq, a predicted model, not a curated record
UUAUCUAUUAGUAAUCAUACAGUCUUGUACGUUUCUCGCUGCAGACGCACUCAACAUUCGGCUAUGGGAGAUACUGGGGGCUACGGCGGUCCUAUCAGUCAACCAGAAGGUUCAACACUUGAAGUCAAUAAAGCUGAGUUGCAAGAGGCACUUACGCUGCUCAAAGACAUGCAAACAAGGACAAAACAGCUGUAUAGGAUAGCCUUUACAAUAAUUGGUAUUGUGAUAAUUGUGUUUUCAAUCAUUACGUAUGUGGCACUCGAGCAGGCACACGCUCGAUUAGACCAAAUCGACAAACUUGUCCACAAAGUUGAAUCAUUUAUGUAUUCCAUAGACCCCGUUAUCAGGCCUUCAGUACGAAGAAACAUGUCGCUCAGGGCGGUUAUUGAAGAAGUUCUUUUUGGAAGCGGUACGAAGUUGACUGAAAUGGUCAAUAGUCUAAUAUCCGAUGGCAAGAUAACAUUAAACGGAGUUGAUUUUCCCAUUGAUUUGAGUUCUCUUCUUCAUCCGAUACAUUUGCCGGAAACUGACAAGGAAAAACGGAGAAGUUACCUCGUUCGGUACGUCAGAGGAGUGCCAAUGUACCUUGGGAUUGGUGCCUUUGGCUCAAUAGGAAAUAGCAGUCUUAUUGUGCGCCUUGGCUGUCAACGCAUCGCGAGAGAAGCGACCAUUCCUAGAGAUAUUGUGUUAACGACCCAAUGGCCUGAGAAGGCAAAAAUCAGUUUAGCUAUUUUGGGGAUCGAUACUAUCCCCCUGCGUGUACUUUUUCCGGUGUUGAUGCGGACUAAGCAUAUUGAUGACUGUGCGCCGGGCGUUCCCCCGACGGAGGAACCGGGCCCUGAAUGGAUACAAAGCAUAUCACUGCUAGAGCAUGCAAUUUAUAUGGGGUUAAAGAUUCGACGACAUAAGUCGCAUUUCGAUGUUGAUCUAGUGGAGGUCACAGUGUCGGCUCCAUCAUACUUCCAAUUCCGGGACAAAGCUCAGCUGCAGUUGCUCACCGUGGAUUCCAGUAAAAAGAGUUAUCUGAAUUUCGAACGCUCGAUCUCUCACGAUGACGAUUCGACAUCCGAGUUGAGUACGACGGACAUUGGAAAACGACUUGGGAACGUGAACUACAAGCAUGUAGAAAUAAGAUGCCUCUAUGGAUGCGCUCUCGCCGUCGUGGUUAUUCUAAUAAUCACGCUAUCAGUCAUUGCUGUUAUUAGCCUUAAAGAAACGUAUGAACGCAUUAGACACUUAAACGAGAUUGGCACAAAAGCCACCCUAUUUCUCCAAGCUACCGAGCCAAUUUUAGGACCACUGUCAAAGAAAAAUUUAACACUCGACAGCGUUAUUGACAGAUUUCUCUUUGAGAGCAGCAGGUUUCUAGAAGAGGCCAUCAAUGAUUUGGUAUCGAAAGCUGAGGUAACACUGAAAGGUGUUGAUCUUUGGUUUGAUAUUACUCGUCUCCUUGGUAAAUCUUGCAAAUCAGCUUGUAGCAAACUGAAUAACUCCUACGACGUACUUGUCAACGGUGUACCAAUGCGAGCCCGCCUUACUGUAGCAGAUCCUAUUCGCAAGCCAGUUCUUAUUUUGCAUCUUACAUGCUCUAAUAACAAGGGUACGUUCGUCGAAUGGCCCCUCAAGAUGGACCUGGGUCUGAGUAUCUUGAAAUAUCUUGACAACAAGCCGGCGGUUUAUAAGAUUGUGCCAUCUACAAAUUUCCUUAACUGCGAUAGCCCAGAUUCUCUUGGCCAGAAACACUACAGAUGGGAAGUGUUGAUGCAAACAGAUGCUUACAUUAAAGGAGUACCGCUGCGAGCAACACUCACCAUAGAAGAUAUAGGCCUUAGUCCAGCCCUUAUUUUGCAAUUCAGAUGCUCCGCUACAAUCGGCGCAUUCGUUGACUGGCCUCUUAAAAACAAUAUUGGUUUAAGUAUAUUAAAAACAGGCAACCACGCUGUGGCACAUGUUAUUGUAACACCUAUGGACUUCAUCAAUUGCGAAAAUCCAGGUUCUCCUGGUCAGAAGACAUUCGAAUGGCAGGUAAUAAAGUCGACCGUGAAUCACGCCAUUAAAAACGAUAUUGUGCGUUACAGGGUCGAACUCCUACAUCUUACUUCUGGAUAA